Molecule: messenger RNA, 1303 nt
Organism: Cucumis melo (muskmelon)
Lineage: Eukaryota; Viridiplantae; Streptophyta; Magnoliopsida; Cucurbitales; Cucurbitaceae
Product: rRNA 2'-O-methyltransferase fibrillarin 1-like
Exons: 7
Coding region: 136-1053 (305 amino acids)
Biological process (GO): box C/D sno(s)RNA 3'-end processing; rRNA methylation
Cellular component (GO): small-subunit processome; box C/D methylation guide snoRNP complex; nucleolus
Molecular function (GO): rRNA methyltransferase activity; histone H2AQ104 methyltransferase activity; RNA binding
Source: RefSeq, a predicted model, not a curated record
AAGAAAAGAAAAGAGAAAGAAAACCCUAGCUUCCUCCACUACUUAAACCCCUCUCCUCAAUUCAAACCCAUUCCUCUGCUCUUCUCUCUGUUUCGCCGCGCUGCUCACUCACUCUUUUCUUUCUCGUUUACUAAAAUGAGACCUCCUCGAGGCCGUGGUGGUGGUGGUGGUGGAUUUAGGGGCAGGGGUGAUGGAGGAAGGGGUAGAGGCAGAGGCGGUGGCGGUGGAGGCAGAGGUGGUGGUGGAGGAAGAGGUAUGAGCCGCGGUGGUGGUCGCGGAGGAGGAAGAGGCCGUGGUGGAGGAAGAGGAGGUGGUAUGAAAGGUGGGAGCAAAGUUGUCGUUGAACCCCAUAGACAUGAAGGGAUUUUCAUAGCCAAGGGUAAAGAAGAUGCCCUUGUCACCAAGAAUAUGGUCGUUGGUGAAUCUGUCUAUAACGAGAAGAGAAUAGCCGUACAGAAUGAAGAUGGAACAAAAGUUGAAUACAGAGUUUGGAAUCCAUUCAGGUCGAAGUUGGCAGCCGCUGUUCUUGGCGGUGUUGAUGACAUAUGGAUUAAACCUGGUGCUCGAGUGUUAUAUCUUGGUGCUGCGUCUGGGACUACUGUAUCUCAUGUCUCUGAUGUUGUUGGCCCUACUGGUAUUGUGUAUGCCGUGGAAUUCUCUCAUAGAAGUGGCAGAGAUUUGGUCAACAUGGCAAAGAAGCGCACUAAUGUUAUACCCAUCAUUGAAGAUGCCAGACACCCAGCCAAGUACCGGAUGUUGGUUGGCAUGGUGGAUGUAAUAUUUUCUGAUGUUGCUCAGCCAGAUCAGGCGAGAAUUUUGGCUCUUAAUGCCUCAUAUUUUCUAAAAGCCGGUGGUCAUUUUGUUAUAUCAAUCAAGGCCAACUGCAUAGACUCUACCGUUCCAGCAGAGGCAGUGUUUGCAAGUGAGGUGAAUAAGUUGAAAGCAGAUCAAUUCAAACCGACUGAGCAAGUAACUCUUGAACCAUUCGAGCGAGAUCAUGCCUGUGUUGUCGGUAUUUAUCGGGCGCCAAAGAAACAAAAGGCUGUUGCCUAGUUUACACAAUAGGAUUUGGUUAAGUUUGUUUGUUAUCCAUCGUCUAGUAGUUUAUGGUUCUCUUAUAUAGGUUGUAAGCUAGGCCAUGUUGAAGAAAGUUUUGUUUAAUUUUCAUUUUUGUGGAGACUGAUGAUAAUCGGUUAACGGGGAUGUCUGCUCUUUGUUUUGCUUUGUUAUAUCUUAGAUAUGUGUAAUUUGGAUGCUGGCAUUUUACUCGGAGCUUACACCUUAUGGGGUUGUAUUUGUUAAA